AUGGGAAUCCACUCCCUCACACCGUGGGCCGGUUCGUCUAUAUAUUCCCAACCGGGGCAUAUCUGGGACUCCGUCACCGGGAAUCUCGCGGACUUCACCUCUGUCUUCUACUUCUCCGUGAACCGGAGCGGUUCAAUCCUUCACGGAGACGGGUUUGCAUUUUUCAUGGCUCCACUCGACUCUGCCAUCCCUAACAAUUCUACUGGUGGACUCCUCGGCCUUUAUAACCCAGAACCUGCAAUGGAAGAUAAUAGUAACAAUUCGUCUUCUUCCAAACUUCCUGAAUUUGUGGCUGUGGAGUUUGAUAGCUUCGCAAACGAAUGGGAUCCAAAUCCGUUUACUGAGUUCCCUCAUGUAGGAAUCAACGUGAACUCAGUUACGUCGGCGACAACGGUGGGGUGGCCGAGUAAUUACUUCGAGCCAGACGGAGCGAUUGUGAAGGGUUGCGUAAGAUAUGAUUCUGCAGAGAAAGAAUUAUUGGUGAUGGUGAGUUAUCCUGGCGGUAAUAAUGUUAAUGCUGAUUGUAUUUCGCAUGGAAUUGACUUGAGGAGUGUUUUGCCCGAACGGGUCGUAAUUGGUUUCUCGGGUUCAACUGGUGAUUUGGUUGAAGCCAGUGGCAUUCUAUUUUGGUCAUUUAAAUCAUCCUUUUCCAACACCCGACUUUGA
Molecule: messenger RNA, 666 nt
Organism: Neltuma alba
Lineage: Eukaryota; Viridiplantae; Streptophyta; Magnoliopsida; Fabales; Fabaceae
Product: agglutinin-2-like
Exons: 1
Coding region: 1-666 (221 amino acids)
Molecular function (GO): carbohydrate binding
Source: RefSeq, a predicted model, not a curated record